Messenger RNA from Gymnodraco acuticeps, 6256 nucleotides. Its product is annotated as collagen alpha-1(V) chain-like. Gene Ontology annotation, molecular function: extracellular matrix structural constituent. NCBI's taxonomy places the organism in Eukaryota, Metazoa, Chordata, Actinopteri, Perciformes, Bathydraconidae. The record is from RefSeq and is a predicted model, not a curated record.
AGUUGUCAGCGGGUUGAAGAGGGAAAAACCGUCCGAGAUUAAGUGAUAUCCCCCCCGCUGCUCUCCCUUCUUUAUCCGUCCACCCUGAAGAAACACCGUGAAUACAGGAUAGUAUUUGCUGCUAAAUAUAAUUUCCCAUCAAUGACAUCAGCCCUUUUUCGUGCGCGCUCUUAAUUAGCAGCCGGUGAGGUGAGCGAGGCAGCAGUUCCUAGACUCUCGCGUGCAGAGCCAACAUCUUCUCUUGACUUCAGGUGACGAAAGGGAGCCACGAGGGAAUUACUAGCGACGCAUCGAUAGCUUCAAAUGCAAAAUGAUGGAUCGAUGGAGUCCAGUGCGAGAGACAUGGCUGCUGUUGAUGCUCGUCUCCGUGUUUCACACCUCAAGUGCAGCAAAGCCCAUUGAUGUCCUGAAGUUGCUGGAGCUGUCGGACGACAUGGAGGGCGUGUCGCUGGAGUCGGGGCUCUGCACCAGCCGGCAGGGAGGAGGGGAGACGGACCUCUCCUAUAAGAUCGACAGGAUUCAACUGAGCGCACCCACCAAUCAACUCUUCCCUGAUUCUCCAUUCCCGAUGAACUUCUCCGUGAUGACAACAGUCAGAGCUGUGAAAGGCUCUCAGGUCUUUCUCCUCUCCCUGUUCGACUCGGAGGGCACACAGCAGCUGGGUUUGGAGAUCGGCCGUUCUCCCGUCUUCCUGUAUGAGAACCAUGAGGGUCAGCCCCCCCCAGAGCUCUACCCCACCUUCAGAAAGAUCAACCUGGCUGAUGGCAAGUGGCACCGAGUGGCCUACAGUGUGGAGGGCGAGUCAGUGACUCUGUACCUGGACUGCGUCAGACUCGACACCCUGGAGCUGCUCAGAGGUCACGACUCCCACGUCAGCACCGAGGGGGUCACUGUGUUCGGCACACGCCUGCUAGACGAGGAAGUAUUCGAGGGAGACAUCCAGCAGCUGCUGAUAGUCGAUGACCCCCGAGCAGCAGAGACUUACUGUCAGGAUUACAUCCCAGACUGCGACGCAGCGCUGCCCUACAACAGCAUCCUCUCUGAGGCCGAGGAGGUGGAGAGGAAACCUAAGAAACAUGUGGCGGAGAGUUUGAGGAGUUUGACUACAGCGACCUGUAUGAGGACCGCUCUGUUUCCACGGCGACAGCGGGUCCUAAUGACACCGAGUACGAGAUCGUGGAGUACGAAGACUGGGACGCAGAUCACAGGAUCCUCCGGGCCUCCAGGACCAGAGGGAGAGACCGGGCCCUUAGGAGUCACAGGAUCAGUGGGACCUCGAGGAGACGCUGGAGAGCUGGGCCCUUCAGGGCGGCCAGGCCUUAACGGAGCCGAUGGGAUCCCCGGUCCCCCAGGAAACAUCAUGCUCAUACCGCUGGCUAUGAAGGGACCUCCAGGGCCACUCGGCCUCAGGGGAAGACCUGGACCACUGGGUGGACCAGGUGCCUCGGGGCUGAAGGGUGCCAGUGGAGAUUCUGGGCCAAAGGGUUCCUCACGGACCUGCCCAGGUAUCACCGGUCUGAACGGACGGUCAGGGAAAAGGGGGCAAGAGGGUACAGACGGCGGUCGAGGUGCGAUCGGAGAGACCGGAUCAAAGGGGGACAGAGGGUUCGAUGGCUUACCAGGUCUCCCUGGAAACCAAGGACAUAAGGGCUCCGAGGGGCCGCAUGGGCCAAGAGGACAACCCGGAGAUCCUGGCUCCAGAGGUCUGAACGGCCCCAGAGGUCGUGCUGGUCCCCAAGGUCAACCUGGCAUUCGAGGGAUUGACGGGGGUCAGGGUUCAAAGGGAAACAUAGGAGCCGCCGGAGAGGUCGGAGCUAACGGACAGCAAGGCAACCCUGGCAUUCUGGGUUUUCCUGGUCCUCAGGGGUUAGUAGGGCUGCCAGGAGAGAAGGGACCUCAAGGGAAGAAAGGGACGCAGGGCUUAGCUGGAAACGACGGGCCCUCUGGUCACCCCGGAAGAGAAGGGACUCCAGGGGAAAAAGGACUGCCGGGUCCUUUAGGAGUGCAGGGACCCAUUGGUUACCCCGGACAACGAGGAGUCAAGGGAGCAGAUGGAAUCCGAGGAUUAAAAGGAAGCAAAGGAGAAAAGGGGGAAGAUGGUUUCCCAGGAUCCAAAGGGGAGUAUGGCACAAAGGGGGACGCUGGAGACAACGGAGUCCUAGGAGGCCGAGGAGAAGACGGACCCGAGGGGCCCAAAGGAACGACGGGGACUCUGGGAGAAUUCGGACAAUCGGGUACCUCUGGAGAGAAGGGUAAACUGGGAGUUCCUGGACUUCCAGGAUAUCCAGGGCGACUGGGGCCGAAGGGCUCUGAUGGAUUCCCUGGUUCAAUUGGAACUGCAGGGGAGAAAGGGAAGAAAGGUCCCGCAGGACAACAGGGAGGCGCAGGCCAGAGGGGUCCCAACGGUGCGCGAGGUGGCCGAGGGGCGAAGGGGCCAACAGGGAAAUCAGGAGAAAAGGGCAUCUCCGGAAAUGAUGGACCCCCAGGAUCUGGUGGAGAAAGGGGACCUCAAGGGCCGCAAGGAAGGAAUGGAGAGACAGGACCGAAAGGCACAAGCGGUCCUUCAGGGAAAGACGGACUUCCAGGUCAUCCAGGUCAAAGAGGAGAGCCGGGUUUCCAUGGGAAGACGGGGCCUCCGGGACCCUCGGGUGUAGUGGGGCCACAGGGCAAAUCAGGUGAAACUGGUCUAAUCGGGGACCGAGGUCACCCGGGGGCGCCAGGUGUUCCCGGAGAGCACGGUCUACCUGGGGCUGCUGGGAAGGAAGGUGGAAAGGGCGAUCCGGGUUUGCUUGGGACUUCUGGGAAGAACGGUCCUGCUGGAAUGAAAGGGUUCAGGGGGAGCAGAGGACCCACCGGACUCAUAGGACCUCCUGGUCUGAAAGGAGGGUCCGGACCUACUGGAUUAUCAGGAGGAAUAGGGGCCUCAGGUGAGCGGGGCCCUUCAGGUGCCGCCGGGGCCAUCGGACAGCCAGGCCGGGGCGGAGCCAUCGGAGGACCUGGACCGAUGGGAGAGAAGGGCGAGCCUGGAGAGAAGGGUCCGGUAGGUCCUGCCGGUCACGAUGGAGAGCAGGGGCCUAUGGGGAUGAUGGGAGCUGUGGGCCCCGCGGGACCUCCAGGAGACGACGGGGAUAAGGGAGAGCUGGGAGAGUCCGGGCAGAAAGGGGGCAAAGGCGACAAAGGAGAAUCUGGCCCUUCAGGUCCAAUCGGCAUUCAAGGUGUAGUUGGUCAGUCAGGACUUCCGGGUAUAGACGGACUGCUGGGCCCCCGGGGUCAGCAGGGCAUGUACGGCCCAAAAGGAGACGAGGGGCUCCGCGGCUUUAAGGGCUCCAGAGGACCAUUAGGAUUACAGGGAAUGCCCGGCCUGCCAGGAGAGAAGGGUGAGAGCGGACAUGGGGGAUUAAUGGGUCCACCUGGUCAACAAGGCCCCUCUGGUCCCCAAGGACCUGUUGGAGGACAGGGUCCGGCUGGUAGGCUGGGGAUGAUAGGAACGCCGGGUGUUGUUGGUGAGAAGGGGGAGGACGGAGAGGCGGGUGACCCCGGAGCCACAGGUCUUCCAGGAAGCAUGGGAGGAAAAGGAGACCAGGGGGAGAAGGGAGACACUGGUCUUUCAGGAGCAGCGGGUCCUCCAGGAGCCAGGGGCCCAACAGGGGAGGAUGGAGCCAAGGGCAACUCUGGUCCUCCAGGUCUCACCGGGGACCUCGGACAGCAGGGAGAGGCUGGACCCAAUGGAGUGGAUGGUGUGGCGGGGACCAAAGGAGACAUAGGAGACACCGGGAAAUCUGGACCACCAGGAGCGGCAGGAGAACAAGGACCGUCUGGAUCUCCUGGGCGAAGGGGCCACUUGGGAAAAUCAGGAAAGGGAGGAAAGGCCGGCCUGAAAGGAACAAAGGGGGAAGCUGGUUUCGAAGGCCCCGUAGGAAAGACAGGGCCCGUAGGUGCUCAGGGAUACGCCGGAAAGACCGGCCCUCAGGGUUUGAGAGGGAUCCACGGCCCUGGAGGUGAACAGGGUUUAAACGGAGCACCUGGCCAAACAGGACCCCCAGGCCCCAUGGGUCCAACAGGAUUACCAGGAUUUAAGGGAGACCACGGCAAGAAGGGAGACAAGGGUCACGGGGGUUUAAUAGGUCUGAUAGGUCCGCCAGGAGACAUCGGAGAGAAGGGGGACCGAGGACUGCCAGGAAACCAGGGACAGACGGGGCCCAAAGGAGAUGAGGGUGGAGUUGGUACAUCAGGUCCCAUCGGCCCCCCCGGCACCUCGGGUCUGUCCGGUGCUAUUGGUACAAAGGGCUCUAAAGGAAACCAGGGUCCGAUUGGUCCCAGAGGAGACCUCGGGCCAGCCGGACUUCCAGGACUACCAGGAAAGCCAGCAGUCAGCAUCUCCCCUCUGCCAGAGCGAGGACGCAGGAGGAGAACCAACUCCUUGGUGGACGGUGCUGCACUUGAAGAGGAGGAGGAGCAAACAAGGGAUGGAGGAGAGGAUGAAUGGAUGCAGGCGGACCAGGCAGAGCCGGACGCCUGGAUGAAGGAGACGGAAGGCAAAGGCAUGGAGGAGGUGUUUGCGUCUCUGUCCUCGAUGAAGGUGGAGGUGGAUGGUUUGAGAAACCCCCAUGGGACGUACCUCAGCCCGGCCCGAACCUGCAAGGAGCUCUGGCUCCUCCACCCGGAUCUCCCCAACGGUGACUACUGGAUAGAUCCAAACCAGGGUUGCCAUAGAGACUCAUUCAAGGUGUUUUGUAACUUCACCGCAGAGGGAGAUACGUGUCUUUACCCUACCAAGAAGUUCCAGUCGGUAAAACUAGCAGCUUGGAAAGGGGAAAAGUCUAACACCUGGUACAGUAAAUUCAGGAAAGGAAAGCAGAUUUCCUACUCGGGAGCGGACGAGGUCCCGGUCCACGUGGUCCAGCUGACCUUCCUGCAGCUGCUGAGCGCGACGGCCAAGCAGACGUUCACCUACCACUGCCUGAACUCGGCCGCCUGGCUGCACGCCGCCUCCUUCAGCCACCAACACGCACUGCGCUUCAGAGGCGCCGACGGGGAGGAGCUGACACACGAGAACACACAUUACAUCAGUGCGCUGUACGACGGGUGUCAGACGCGCUCGGGGCAGGAGAGGACGGUGUUUGAAUUUGACGCUCCACUGUCCACCACGCUCCCAAUCAUCGACGUGGCCGUGCCAGAUUUUGGGAAGGGGAACCAGAAAUUCGGUUUCCAAGUCGGGCCGGUCUGCUACAACGGUUAACAAGCCGGAGGAGAUUACAACAGGAGUAAUUUAAUUGUGAAAAGAGCCAUGGACACUUUUUACAUGCAGGGAGAAAACUACAUUCAAGACUUACCUGGUGCCACAUAUUUAUAAGUAGAUUUACCUACAACAGUGUUCCUUCGUGUAAACAUUCUGUCAUACGGACAUUUAUUCACUCUCCUUAAUUCAUCUUAUUCAGCUCAUGCAUUCUCACAACUGACUUGCAUAUCUUGUUUUCGAGAGCAGUGAAGCGUAAAUGUAUUGACACAUCCUCAGUUACACACAUUUCAUUUGUCUGUCUUUCCUCUUUCAAGAAGUGGUGCUCUCACUGUUUUAUCCUUGUCUGUUUAUGCAUUUAUUGAUCUAUGCACUCAUUCCCAUCCAUAAAAGACCUUUCACCAAACCUUAUUAUUACUGAAUUAUCCUGAAAAAUACAAAAACACCACAUUUCAGCAACAUUCACCCACCAUGUUUUUCUGUUAUAUCAUCCAACCUCAAUUUGCUGUCUUGUUUUUGUAUGUUGUUGUAAUUUUGUUGUUAUGAUUUUCUGUUAUCAGAUGUAUACUGGAGUGUUAUUCAUCACGGUGCUAUUAUGUGGCUCCUUGUGGAGUACAUUUAUUUGUAAAGGGGAAGUGGGGCAGUGCAUUUUUUUUAUAUUGUGAAGCGUGUUUUAUAUUUUUUCAACACCUAAAAACAAACUGUGGCACAUUCUUGCCUCAAGGUCUUUCUAUGCAUAGUUGUGUGGGGGAAAUGACGGAGUAACAUAUUUUAAUAAAAGUACAAAAUGUACAUUUAAAUUAAGAUAUUGAGAUUUAGUUUUGUUGAAUAUGUUAGUUAAGUAGAGGAAAGCAAAGAAAGACAUCCACUGCUCUACAGCUUGAAAUUCCCUUCUGUGUCUCUUUUAUGUCUGCAUUUUGAUCUGUUUUUCAUAAUAUUCACCCUGCACUUCUCUUUCCAACGAUACAGGGGGCCUGAUGACUGCAUCAGUAUAAUUUUAAUUAAAAAGCCUCAAGUUUU